This is a messenger RNA of Esox lucius (northern pike), 5094 nucleotides long. RefSeq names its product transforming, acidic coiled-coil containing protein 1 (gene tacc1). The transcript is spliced from 13 exons. Gene Ontology annotation, biological process: mitotic spindle organization; cell population proliferation; cerebral cortex development. The coding region runs from base 456 to 3014 and encodes 852 amino acids. Lineage: Eukaryota; Metazoa; Chordata; Actinopteri; Esociformes; Esocidae. Gene Ontology annotation, cellular component: cytoplasm. The record is from RefSeq and is a predicted model, not a curated record.
CACAAUGGUCUGGCCCUGGACUAGAGCGGGUUGGGGGAGAGUGUGAGAGCUAGGCAGCGCUUUGGAAGCCAGCUGAUCAUUGCGUGUGAUAUUUAGACUGCCACAGAGGCAGAGAGAGGGAGCGUGACAGACAGAGUUGUUGAGAAGGAUAGCGACUAAAAGGAUCUUUCAAAUCAGUCGCCGUCUUAAGAAAAAGUUCCUAAAUAGAACACCAGCGGCAAAGUGAAGAGCAGAGGGAGUGUCUCGUCUCUUCGGGGGGAAGUUGCUUACUAAUAUGAUGAAGAACGCGGUCUAGAGGAGCUACUGCCACUCGAAGAUCCGGAGACUGGUUGAUUGUGUCGUCUUCGUGAGGCAGAGAAGAUACCAGAAACGACCGGUUAACCAUCACAGACAGAUCUCACUACUGACUCGACUCAGUCAGAAGGAGGAAGCCAAACACAUUGUCAUUGUUGAGGAUGUCUUGGCUGUCACCGGUGUCUUGGGCCAAGUGGACCUGGACCGCAGUCCGGGGAGCAGGGGAGGGAGAAAGCGCUGAUGAGGAGGAGGGCCUGGAGGCAAAGGAGAAGGAUGCACGACUCCCCAGUUAUAGGGAGCAAGAGGAGGAGGUGGAAGACAGAUCUCAAGGCUACAGUUCGGACUCAGAGGGCCACUUCGAAACCCCCGAGGCUCAGAGCCCUGUCCACCCACCACUCAAAUCCCCAGGAGAGCUGGAGACCAUCAUCACCAGCCGAGCAGCAGAUGCCCUGGAUGAACAUGAUGAGCAGUUGAUGGUUUCUGGCCCAGCCGAGGAUCCAGCUCCCAGCCUCCUCAUUAACCAGAACAUGGUUCAGUCUGAGCACUGCUUGGCCCCUGAGGAGGAGGUCCCCCUGGAACCUAAGGAGGGGCCCGAAACACUACAAAAUACAGUAAUCUCAGAAAUUCAACCUGCGGCAGAACCACCAGCACAGGUCAAUGGAGGAGAAAUGGCCCCUGCGGCUCUGGACCUAGGCCUACCUGAGGAAAAGCCACUGGCAAGCAAUGAUGAACCAGUUUGUAACGGUUCCGCUGGUGAGAUUAUCCCUGAACCACAGGCCAUAACCAACACAACCAAUACAAUCACUACCACCCGUAAGACCAAGGCCCCUUCCCUGAAGAUAAAGGGAGUCCUGAACGGGGCUAGUGCAGAAGGGGACGCAGACAGUGACAUUCCAUUGGUUAAGGCUAGCUACAACUUUGACCCGGACCAGUUGGAUGAAAGCUUCAACCCGUUCGCUAGUGGUGGUUCCAAGAUCCCCAACUCCCCGACAGCUUUCGCAGCCGAUGCACUGCCCACACUUGAGUUCCUACCUGAACAAAGCUCCUCUCUGCAGCUUUGCGGGCCUAGUUCUUCACCCAAAAUGGACGUGGAGGAGGUCAAAGACAUACCAUCAGGGGAGCCCAAGCCUGUAAAGAUGGAGUUUGGUUUAGAUGAGACAGGUGGUAUGAAAAAUCCACCUCCCAGGAAGCUGGGUAAAAAGCCUGGCAGCAGGCUUUCCUCCAAGAAAACAAGGCCCAAGGCAACAACAACAACAAUGACAUCUGCCCCGACACCUGUGACCGAACUGACAGUAGUCGAACCAAUAGCAAAGCCUAUUCCAGAAAUGACUUCUGAACCGCUUUCUGCACCAGGGGCCUCAUUAAGUUUGGAUGACAUUCCUAUUCCAAAGUCCACUUAUAACUUUGAUCCUAACCAGUGGGAUGACCCUGAUUUUAACCCCUUUGGCAGUGGUGGUAUCAAAAUGAGUAGUUCCCCGGUUUUGCCCAAAGGAUCCAAUAACUUUGAUCCCCAAAACUUUAAUGACUCUGCGAAAGCCCUAAGCAGCAACAACUCAACCUCCCAAAAUACCCUGCCAGCAGAGGAUGCAAUGAAACCUAAGCCACAGCGCCCCCUGGAUGAGGAGAAGAGAACACGUCAGACUCCAAAGAAAAACAAAGACAGGAUCACUGCGAAUUCGUGUAAAGUGAAGAAGUAUGAAAACAAUUCCCUGGUCCUAGAUGUCUGCAAUCAGGAAGAGGAUGCAGUUGUGUCACAGGUACAAGAAACGCCCCAUCGUGUUCGGCACGCCACAGAUGAGGAGAAGCUUGCCUGCAGCGUUAUAAAGGGCCAGAAAGCCAUGGAGGAGGACAGAGUGGAGGAGAAUGACACGGGAGAAAGGGAGUUGGAGGAGGACUCAGCAUGUGUCAAAGGCCCGACCACAACAGCAUGUGCAAACAACCAGGCACUGCUGGAGGGGACACAGGCGAGGAUAAAACACACGGAAGAGAAGGACAUUUGUGCUUCGAAAGAGCUGUCAAUCACCCCAGAGUCAGAGUGGACGGGUUGCGAGGGUUACAGUGCCAAAGGCUCCCUGGACACCAUAUUGUUAAAUGAAAUGGACAAAGCAGCUGUUCUCACCUUGAUCAGAGAGGAGAUAAUUACUAAAGAGAUAGAAGCCAAUGAAUGGAAGAGAAAGUAUGAAGAGAGCCACCUGGAGGUGCUAGAGAUGAGGAAAAUAGUGGCAGAGUAUGAGAAAACAGUUGCACAAAUGAUUGAGGAUGAGCAGCGCAAGAGGAGCGUCCUGGGCUCCCAGAAGAGUCUCCAGCAGGUGACCCUGGAGCGGGAUCAGGCCUUGGCCGACCUUAACUCUGUGGAGCGCUCGCUGUCUGACCUCUUCAGACGCUACGAAAACAUGAAGACUGUCCUGGAAGGCUUUAAGAAGAAUGAAGAGGUUUUGAAGAAGUAUGCCCAAGAAUACUUGGUCCGCGUCAAACAGGAGGAACAGAGAUACCACACGCUGAAGAUACACGCUGAGGAAAAACUAGACAAGGCAAAUGAAGAUAUAGCUCAGGUGCGUGCAAAGGCUGAUUCAGAGAGUGUGGCUCUUCAUGCCAGUUUGAGGAAGGAGCAGAUGAAGGUGGACUCCUUGGAGAGAGCACUCCAUCAGAAGAACCAAGAAAUCGAGGAGCUCACAAAGAUUUGCGACGAACUAAUAGCAAAGCUGGGAACAUCAGACUAAUUCCUGAGAACAUAAACAUUGAAGUUGUUGGAUGUACAGUCCCACCAACAUCUCUCUACUCUGUCGUGCCAUUGCAGCCAAGGCCAACCAAUCCUUAUUGGAGCUAGCUGGUAAAUGGCCUUACACACUUUAACCCAAAUCUUUCCCUGACUGGAAUAAAUAAACACAAAAAACUGUGUAAACCUCUACAGGAUAGUAUAGAAUAUUUUCUCUUGUAUUCACCAGUAUUAUUGUUCCAAUUUAUAAUGCAAAUGUAUGGCUUUUUUGAGCUCUUACUUAAGUCCAAUUCUUAACUUUUGCAUAUAUUAAGGAUUGGUACUAAGUUAUAGACAUACUGUGGAUUUUUAUCAGUUUCAGUGGAGACUAUGAAUGGGCUGGAUUCAAUCCAUACCAAAGAAAUUCGGGCUUACAUCAUAAUUGAAAUUUAAAGUUAAUGUUCCCAUGUUAGUGGACCCACAUUUGCAGUGAAUACUGCCUAUAUCUGAAAAUUACCAUUACAUUUCGAUGUGCAAUCGAAAAUACUAGGUGAGAAAUAUGCUAGUAACCUGUUGUGUUGCUUAUGGUGUGGUGUUUGUAAAGUGUAAAAAACAGACACUGUGUGUGUUACAGAUAGGUUGGGUUUUUCUGAUCUGAGUCAAUGCUUUGGUGCCUCAUUUCACUAUCACAGGUUAACACUCUAUAGUCAUUCUGCUGCUAUUCUAAUUGAAGAUAGAAAGUGAUAGUAUUUUACAGAGUGCAUAUGAUCUACUCUCCUGGUCCCUUUCUGUUCAUAAGGCAAAGCAUUUCGGGGUAUUAUCAGAAUAACGAUAUAUGUCGGAUCAUUUGCAGGGGUAUAACUGAGGUCAGUUUCGGGAUCAAGAGAUUGCUUUUAUUUUCAUAUAACUACAUUGGUCGGUUCUUGGUAUUUCUAUUGAGGUCAACUUCAGACCUCAGUUUGUGGUCAAUGAUCUGUUGUUACGUUAUAUAUAUACUUUAAUGAGUAAGUUGGUUAUAAUUUGAAGGCAAGCUUCAUGUAUAAAGCAUAUGUCAACGUAUGUAUUUUGUUAUAGUUGUUAUUGGUGUUGUUAUUACCAUCAGAACUCCAAUGAUUAGCAUUGUUUGUACUGUCAAAAAUAACUUAAAGUCUCUUAGAUGUGUUCAAAUGUGUUCACAUUUCCAGAGGGGUACUUGCUUUUGUUGUUUAACAAAUGUUUUGUUCUACAGGCUUUAAUCUUUCUUUCUUUCCCCUCAGUUGACAUAGCCCAUACUGUAACAAAAGCAGAGUGGGAUGCUCUGACAUACAUUUUAGCACUUAAAAUUACAGCAAUAGCUUAACCUAUUCAUCAGGUAGUGACAUAUCUUAUGAUUUUUGUUUUGCUUUGUUUAAGAAUAAUUUAAAAGGGCCAUCUUUUUUCUUUUAGCUAGACACACGAUUGGAAGAUAUGUUUAUUAGAUUUGCUAAGUACAGUGCAGCUUAAUUUCCAUCAUCAUCAUUAUACUUUAAGAAAUUGUUAACUUUCCCUCGAAGCAUCACUGUGACAGUUGGAGGCUCUGAAUCUAACUUUUCCACUAAGCACCACUAUCAGUGGCUGUAAACAGUAAAUGUACAUGUUCUUGCUUGGAUAUAUGCUCCAAAAGCUUGUGAAGCAGAAGGAUGAUUGGUUUUUUCAGCAACCAGUCAGAUAACUGUUGAAACAGCUCAAAAGUGGUAUAGUUGGAAAAAUAAUAGUAGAUUGGACUUUCUGUUGAAACGAAGAAAGUAAAUUAGUUGCCAAGCGUAUUAACUGACUGCUUAAUGUAAUAACAAUGUCUAGGACUAACUCAGACAACUUGAAGUCAUUUUAACAUUAUCGUCACUCAUCUGUACAGCACAAUCAACUGCCAAAUGUUAUUACUGUGCCAAAUCUAAGGCUGUUUGAAGCUGCUUUCAAAUGUAUAUUGCUGCAGUAUGAGUCCAUUUUAUAUUGUAUGAAAAUAUUUUAUUUUAAUGUCUAUAUUUUUAAAUUGGUGGACCGAAAUGUAAACAGAUUGAUUGGUGUUCACUGUUAUAUAUUUUGUGCAGAAGGCUUUCGCUGAAUAAAGGUUAUGAUGAUUAUAUGUA